AACUUUGCUAUGCAAUUGCUACUUGUUCAGUAGAGAAAACAGAUCGUGAGCUUAAUGAUUCUUUAAUAUGAUCGGUUCUUGCCUUUAGAUCUUCGCUAGAUAUAAUUCAGAAGCUAAUCAUUAUGCGCUCACUGAUCUGCUAUCUCUGCUGCACGCAGCUGUUGUGUUUGCGAGUUUUAAUGGAAGAAUUCGCUCUGUCAAUACUUGUUUUCUGCAAUCAGUAAGAAGAAACAGAGUCAAAGGUGAGCGCCAGGAAGGAGCAAGAUCGGUUGGGUCGGACCUAACAAGGGAAACGAACGGAUAUUUGGAAACGGCUCCGGCGGCUAUCUGCAUGUGACUGGGAUCACAGGAGCAUACAGUGGAGGCCAUGUAGUCCUCGUGACGAAGGAACUGUCCCUUCGACGCCGGGCGUCGAGCACAAAAGAUCGGCACAGCAGAGUAUUCAAGUAGGAAGACGGCGCAUCGUCCCCGCCUCAGUCCGUUUUCGACUCCACUUAAGUACUCCUUGCAAUCACGGUAGUUUGUUUCCGAAGCAAUUAAACAAAUUGCUAAAGAAAAGUAAAAAAUGGAAGUGGCAGGUGGGAUUCGAUGGGUAAAGGAGACACAAACGAAAAUUAUGAAUGACGACAAUUCAGAUCGCGUAGAACAUGAUAAUAUCCAGAAUACUGCGAGAGAAACCGUAUCAAGUGCAAAAAAUCAAAGCAACGAUAUCGAUGAAUACGUAAAAGAUGCAAACGAACGUUAUGAACUUGCAGAGGCAAGGAGCGCAGUUGAACUUAUCGAACAUAUUAUGAAGCAUACGAAAAAUAUCGUCGGUCAGAAUUCUAUGUACCCGAAGGAUUAUGACAAAUGGACGAACGAAGAAAAAUAUGAACAUGCUAUAGAUAGCAUAAAAAAGUGUAUGCCACAUGUACCAGACUCCGUAUCUUUUUUCAUACCGGCCGUAAUGUAUCGGGGAGAUUGCGGUCGAAAUUCAACGGACAAGCCGCUCUGGUUGGACAUGGAAAAGUUCCAGAGAGGUCAAAAAUUCGCGCGAGACCAUUCUUUCUCGAUCUUCAUCGCUAAUGCGUUAUCCCUUUUUGUGAUAUUCUCUUCCACGAAUGGUCUUAAACCGUUAAUUUUCAGCCGACAAUCUCAUACGCCGUAUUUAGCGUACAAAAGGUAUGUAUACAUGAUGGUUUCGGUAAAAUCUCUUAGAUCCGAAUUAAUUUAUAAUUGCGUUGCUUGGGAACCAAAACUAGUGUUCGAACGUUCAGAAAUAGUUAAAUUAAUAGAUGAAUCUUGAGAGUAAAUA
This is a messenger RNA of Wasmannia auropunctata (little fire ant), 1294 nucleotides long. RefSeq lists its product as uncharacterized. The record is from RefSeq and is a predicted model, not a curated record. The coding region runs from base 566 to 1285 and encodes 239 amino acids. The transcript has 3 exons. Lineage: Eukaryota; Metazoa; Arthropoda; Insecta; Hymenoptera; Formicidae.